This is a messenger RNA of Phymastichus coffea, 975 nucleotides long. Its product is annotated as ionotropic receptor 75a-like. The record is from RefSeq and is a predicted model, not a curated record. Gene Ontology annotation, cellular component: membrane. The transcript is spliced from 5 exons. Gene Ontology annotation, molecular function: ligand-gated monoatomic ion channel activity. NCBI's taxonomy places the organism in Eukaryota, Metazoa, Arthropoda, Insecta, Hymenoptera, Eulophidae. Bases 1 to 975 code for a protein of 324 amino acids.
AUGGCAUUAUGGGAUUACUUUCAAGAAUACUCGAGCGAGCAUAAAGAAGGAUUGUCGAAAUUUAGUUUUAGCAUUGUAACUCAUCUUUCUGAAUUUUUAAAUUUCACUGUAACAAGUUUUCAAGCUGGGAAGUGGGAAGUUGGCGAUAAAAUUGGUCCAAUAGUGCGUGCACUGAAUGAUAGCGUAGCUGAUUUAUCUGGAACUCCCAUGACUAUGAAUCUUGCAAGGACAUAUUUGGUGAAAUUUGUUCAUCAAGAUUGGCCUUUUCGCACAUGCUUUAUUUUUCGCAAUCCUCAGCCGAAAAACAUUAAAGUCCAAGAACUUCUACGGCCACUUUCCGAAGAAGUUUGGUACUUAAUGAUUCUACUCUUAAGCUUGAGUAUGCUUGUUUUAUUAGCUAUGGUAAGACACGAUUGGGAUGCUCAAGAAAUUAUGAAUAUCACUCAUACAUUUCUAUUGAUUAUUGGAGCUCUUUGUCAACAAGGUACAGAUAUGAAAAUGAAAAGUAUGUCUACUCGGAUAGCAUAUCUUUCCAUACUAAUUUUCGGCCUUCUUAUUUACAAUUAUUAUUCAGCGGGCGUAGUUUCAGCUCGAUUGAGUGAACCAAUUGUAAAAAUAAACGAUUCGUUAAGUGAACUGGCAAAUUUACCAUUGAAAGUAUCCUCAGAGUUUAUGGUUUAUUUCGAUUUUUUCAUCAAGAGGCCUGAUUGGGAAACAACAACUUUUUACACUAAGCGAUGGGAGUUUUUGCCAGAAAGCGACCGUUUCAUGCUUCCAGAAAAGGCAAUGCAAUUGGUUCAAACAGGCCAGUAUGCUUACCAUGCUCAUCCUGAAGUCGCAUAUCCAUAUGUUGAUCGUUUUUACGAUCAUCGUGAAAUCUGUGAGCUUACAGAAGUGCAUCUGGUUAGACCAACGUGGUCGACUUUUGCUUUAACUUUUAACAGUACAAUCGUUGAAAUUGUAAGAAUCGGGUAA